ACAGAUUCCUGUAGGCGCCCUUCUCGCCAUGCGCUCUCUCCGGGUCGCAGCCUGACGCACUCGGGGAGGACGGUCCUCCGCUGUCACACCGCCGUUGGAGGGAGGGAAAGAGAGAGCGAGAGAAAGAGAGAGCGAGAGAAAUAGAGGGAGAGGGGGGGGGGGAACUUUACGUGAUUGUGUCUGAGACGCUUUCACCUCAGCAGCCAGUGAACAUACCUCCGCUCCCCUACAUCCGUGUGUGACGGGCAGCAUCGAGAGGAAUUCCCCCCCUAAGGAGAGACAGGGGCUGCAUGCUCUGGAUCCGUUCAUGCCGGAUAAAGUUUACCAGCAGUGUGGUAGAGGAGCGAGGAUAAAGUCUCGGCUGUAUUGCUUUUCGAUAAACUUACUGGGAAGUCCCUUGUCGCCUGCCAACUGAAAUGGGAACCUUACGCGACCUCCAGUACGCGCUCCAGGAGAAGAUCGAGGAGCUGCGCCAGAGGGACGCGCUCAUCGACGAGCUGGAACUGGAGCUCGAUCAGAAGGAUGAGCUUAUACAGAAACUACAGAACGAGCUGGAUAAAUACCGAUCUGUUAUCAAACCGGCGACCCAGCAGGUCCACAAGCAGAACGAUCUGCAUGAGCAGCAGAGGACGAAGAGGCAGGCGAUUUCUGCGGAACCUACUGCCUUCGACAUCCAGGAUCUUAGCCAUGUCACCCUACCUUUCUACCCCAAAAGCCCACAGUCCAAGGAUCUGAUCAAAGAAGCCAUCCUGGACAAUGACUUCAUGAAGAAUCUGGAGCUGUCGCAGAUCCAGGAGAUCGUGGACUGCAUGUACCCUGUGGAGUAUGGAAAGGACAGCUGUAUCAUUAAAGAGGGAGAUGUGGGCUCUCUGGUCUAUGUCAUGGAAGACGGCAAGGUGGAGGUGACGAAGGAGAGCCUGAAGCUGUGCACCAUGGGGCCGGGGAAGGUGUUUGGAGAGCUGGCUAUUCUCUACAACUGCACCAGGACUGCCACUGUCAAGACUCUGACGAACGUGAAGCUUUGGGCCAUAGACCGACAAUGUUUCCAGACCAUCAUGAUGAGGACGGGUCUCAUCAAGCACACAGAGUAUAUGGAGUUUCUGAAAAGCGUCCCCACAUUUCACGACUUGCAGGAAGAUAUUCUGAGCAAGCUUGCAGAUGUCCUUGAAGAGACACAUUAUGAAGACGGAGAGUACAUCAUCAGACAAGGGGCCAGAGGAGACACCUUCUUCAUCAUCAGCAAGGGAAAGGUUAAUGUGACCAGAGAAGACCCGCCCAACGGAGAGCCUGUCUACCUGCGCAGCCUCGGAAAAGGAGACUGGUUUGGAGAAAAAGCACUGCAAGGGGAAGACAUCAGGACGGCAAACGUCAUCUCAGCAGAGGCCGUCACCUGCCUAGUCAUCGAUAGAGAUUCAUUCAAGCACCUGAUUGGUGGCUUAGAGGAUGUUUCCAAUAAAGGCCACGAGGACGCAGACGCCAAAGCCAAGUAUGAAGCAGAGAAUGCCUUCUUCUUUAACCUAAACCUAGCUGACUUCAACAUUAUCGACACUUUGGGGGUCGGUGGCUUUGGUCGUGUAGAGCUGGUUCAGCUCAAGAGCGAUGAAAACAAAACCUUCGCCAUGAAGAUUCUGAAGAAGCGGCACAUUGUCGACACAAGACAACAGGAGCACAUCCGUUCAGAGAAGCUCAUCAUGCAGGAGGCGCACUCCGACUUCAUUGUUAGACUCUACAGAACAUUCAAGGACAGCAAGUACCUCUACAUGUUGAUGGAAGCCUGUUUAGGAGGAGAGCUGUGGACCAUUCUGCGAGACCGGGGUUCAUUUGAGGACUCAACCACCAGGUUUUACACAGCGUGUGUGGUGGAGGCCUUUGCCUACCUGCAUUCCAAAGGAAUCAUCUACAGAGACCUCAAACCAGAGAACCUUAUACUGGACCACAGGGGAUAUGCCAAACUGGUUGACUUUGGCUUCGCCAAGAAGAUAGGGUUUGGGAAGAAGACUUGGACCUUUUGUGGGACGCCGGAGUAUGUAGCACCAGAGAUCAUUUUGAAUAAGGGCCACGACAUCUCAGCUGACUACUGGUCUCUAGGAAUCCUCAUGUUUGAGCUCCUAACUGGCAGCCCUCCUUUCUCUGGCCCCGAUCCUAUGAAAACCUACAACAUCAUCCUGAGAGGCAUCGACAUGAUCGAAUUUCCAAAGAAAAUUACCAAAAAUGCUGCCAAUCUAAUCAAAAAGCUAUGCAGGGAUAAUCCGUCUGAACGUCUGGGAAACUUGAAAAAUGGUGUCAAAGACAUCCAAAAGCACAAAUGGUUUGAAGGCUUUAAUUGGGAGGGCUUGAAGAAGGGGACCUUGACGCCGCCUAUUAUUCCUAAUGUCACAUCAGCAGUCGACACGAGUAACUUUGACAGCUUCCCAGAGGACAACGAGGACCCGCCUCCAGACGACAACUCCGGCUGGGACGUUGAUUUUUGAAGUCCUCCUCUCUCACCCUUAAACCAAAAGGAACUCUUCUUUUGUUGGCUUGGAGGCCAUCAUGGGGAACAUGGCUGUGUUGUAAAAAAAAAAAACUGCUUAGAAACAAAAGAGAGCAUAAGGAAAAGAAGAUAAAUGGAUGGAUGGCAAACCCCUCUGGGUCACCGAUAUGCCUUUAUUUCACUGUGGCUCUGGAUCAAGCAUUUAUAACGGGACUGCUGUAGCACUUCUUCAGUGUUGUCUUACACUCGACUCUAAAGGAAAAGGAAAGAAAGUGCAGGGAUACACACAUAUACACACACACACACACAACAGAGGCUGAUAAUGGAGCCAGUUUUCCAUGUAACAGGGAUUUAGUGAGUGGAUGAACGUUGGGUAGUCUAACUUUUGAUUUGAAGAUAAAUACGAGUAAGACAACUGUGAUAACGGACUGUUCAAAAAGAGAGGAGGCUGACUUUUCAUUUUACUUUCUGUGUUUGUUUCUUUGCAAUGUUUGGGUGAAAUAUUUGGUGGACUUUGGGAGGAUUUAAGAUGUGACUGCAGUUGCUCUAUUUUUUGACAUGCAGCUGCUCGCUGCAGCCUCUGACAGUCUUCUGAGAUCUACACUCCACAGUUUGCAAGUAAAACUGGUACCAAGUGCUCAAGACUAAUCUGAAUGUCACUGAUUUAUCUUCUUAUUUAACAUCCAUAGUGCAAACAGCAUGUACGGUACAAAGUAUUUGAAUUUACAAACAACACACUCUCACAACUCAAAUACUUCAUAUACCUACCUUGAAAAGCACAAACACUGUGCAGUCAGUGGAAAGAGAUAGUCUUUAAGUGCCCUGCUUGAGAUUUAAUGAAUCACACACCGACACACAUGAAAUGUCAGCUACUAUUUCCAUGAAGCAAUGUGUCAUUAUGCACCAAGACCAUUAACUGGGGAAACCAUGAGUACGAGCUUAUUUAAACUUCAUUUUCUGUUCUUUAAAAUGCUUUUAAUCACACGUACGAAUGCUUCAUCAUCAAGAAACGUCUUUAUUUGUCUUUAAAUCACCUGAAUGCCUCAUCCUCUGUUUGCUUCAGACAUAACUGUGAACAUGGUUUCAAUGUCUUUGGUGCUGUUGUUGAUAAAUUAUGAUAUGUGAUGGCGAGAUGACAGUACUGGUUAUUGUUUUCGUACAGUGAUUCUUUUUGUGCUUGAUUUCUUUGUAAUGUACUUCUUUAGAAAAUUGGAGACUUGUGUCAGUUUGUCAAAUUCAGUGAAAAUUAGUUUGCUAUCUCUUCACACCAUGUGACAUUGUGCUAUGUGGUGUUCCAGAGGUUUUUUUAAACUAUGUUGAAUUCAUCCACAAGAACGAACUAUCCUUUUGGUGGGCAAAAUUAUCACCCUCAUGUGAUCAUAAUACUAUACUGGGUUAGCAUCAUCAUACUGAAAUAUCAUAAAUGUGAAUUCACAAAGGAGAUUAUAUUUUGUAAACUCAGCUACCAAAAUCAUCCCAUCUCACAUCCCAAAGUCAGCGCAUCAAAUCAGAAGUAAAGUGCCUUAAAUCAAUGGCAUACAAAAAUUAACAUCACAAGUCCUUUUCAAUGCUGCAUGAACACAUAUACACCUCAAAAACUGACGUGUCCUCUUAGACGGCUGCUUCUCAUCCUUUGUUAUAUCUAAUAAAUACAUUAACCACCGUGGAAGGAGAAUUUUUAGUCAUUUGAUGGCUGAUAAAUAUGUGAUGAUGAAAUUAAAGCCUUGCUUACACCUUUUGAUUUAUCUCACAGACAGAAAAAUGAUACAUAUAUAUCAUCCCUGAUGUGGCUGCGAUGACGUGCUUCUCUCUGUAUAUCCAAUAUGAGCUCAAAGUCAAACACAAUGGGAUUCAUAGAGGGGAAACAAUAAAUCAAACUUCAGACGUUUCACUCGUGAAAUCUGAGCGUAUAGAGAUGGCAGGAAUGAUUUGCAGUCUUCAUGAAAUUUACUUAUUUGCCACUGUUGACAAUCUAUGACGGCACAACAGCAUUGAUCAUAAAGUGACAUUAUUUUAUGAAUUCAUACGAAUAAUGAAGGAUCUCCUAUUCUAUCCACACAGACUGACAUGCUUACAUUUAUAUCCAUAAAUCCUUAAGUAAAGUAGUCUGAUCAUGAGAAGAAUCUUACUUCUGUGGGCAUACCAUAAGUGUUUUACUGUAUUAAAAGCAGGUUAUGUUGAACACAAAGCCUUAUGUAUGCCAUCACUUUACAAACCACUGGUUUUCAGUCUUAUAUUGAGCGCCUUCUGCAAUGUUACCUGAUAUCUGCCUUGUGUUCUGUUGUUUAUUCUGCUGUACAUUGAUUUUGCAGAGUGCCACGUGUAAGAUUUUUAAAAUUAUAGAGUAAAAACAAUACUUUUGA
This is a messenger RNA of Notolabrus celidotus (New Zealand spotty), 4836 nucleotides long. Its product is annotated as cGMP-dependent protein kinase 1. Lineage: Eukaryota; Metazoa; Chordata; Actinopteri; Labriformes; Labridae. Gene Ontology annotation, molecular function: ATP binding; cGMP-dependent protein kinase activity. The coding region runs from base 417 to 2471 and encodes 684 amino acids. The record is from RefSeq and is a predicted model, not a curated record. Gene Ontology annotation, biological process: protein phosphorylation. The transcript is spliced from 18 exons.